AUUGUUCUCAACCACAGAAUUGUUUUAAAUUUUUUUUCCUAAAGCCAAUAAUAAAUAUACGUUGAAGAAUAUUUUUUUAUAAUAGAAAUUGAAUCAUGAAAUUUAGUCAUGUUGAAUUUAUUGUAAUAUAAUAUUGAGCGACUGGUCUGCUCUCUACAUGAAUAGUUCUGAUUUACUCAAUGAAAUUCUUCUGUUUUCUGUUAUGAUUAUCUAAAAUUUCUAAAGUCUGAAGUUGUGAAGUGUUUUAGGUUAGAUAAUACAAAGUGAAAAUAUAAAUUUGUUGUUUCUUGCACAUUGAUAAAUUAUGAUACUAUGUGAAACUUUAAUGAAUUGUUUCUAGGUCUAAAGAAAUGUGAGGCAAACAUUUGUAUUCUGAAAAAACGGAGUAACAAAAAACAUAGGUAGACUAGAGAUCACCUCUUGUGUUCAAAAUUUAUUAGUAGAAAAUGUACUUAUCCAACGAAUGCUAACAGCUCAAAAACUAAUGAUUCUGUCCGUUUCAUUGACAUUCCAAUCUGGUUUCUUUUAAGAGGAUAGGGACUGUGAUAAACUUUUGUUUUAAGGCAUGAUAACCCUCACAAGAAAACUGAAAACAGAUGCGGAAGCUCAAAAGAGUGGAAGCACUCCCAAUAGACGUGUUUCAGUUCGAGACAAACUUCUAGUAAAAGAGGUGCAAGAAAUGGAGCAAAUGUUACCAAACACCUGCAAAGUGAAGUUCGACGAUCCUCACUGCUUACACGAGUUCUCGCUGAUAGUCGCUCCCGAUGAAGGUUAUUGGCAAGGCGGCAAAUUCGUAUUCCGUGUCAGCGUUAGUGAAGAAUACAAUAUGGCACCUCCCAGCGUAAAGUGUUCAACGAAACUGUGGCACCCGAACAUAAGUGAAGAAGGAGACAUCUGCCUGAGUCUACUGCGCCAGAACUCGAUCGAUGGCCUAGGGUGGGCGCCGACGCGCCGUCUCAAAGACCUCAUCUGGGGAUUGAACUCACUUUUCACGGACCUGCUAAACUUUGAUGAUCCUCUCAAUAUAGAAGCUGCUGAAUUGUAUCUUAAAGAUCGAGAUCAGUUUAGGAAUAAAGUCAGGGAAUACGUUACUCAAUUUGCAAGAAGAUGAUGCUUCAAAUAAAAUUCUACACUACCAUUAGGUUCUAAUAUUGAAAUACAUACUGGAAAUGCUAAAAAUUAAUAAUUGAUAUUUCAUAAAUAUAAGAAUAUCCGAUUUUCUUUCCAAACUGGUUAUUGUACUUCUGUUUUCAAGUUGUUUAAUAAAUUAAUGUUUGUGAAUACA
Molecule: messenger RNA, 1285 nt
Organism: Nilaparvata lugens (brown planthopper)
Lineage: Eukaryota; Metazoa; Arthropoda; Insecta; Hemiptera; Delphacidae
Product: NEDD8-conjugating enzyme UBE2F
Exons: 4
Coding region: 566-1111 (181 amino acids)
Source: RefSeq, a predicted model, not a curated record